Messenger RNA from Dunckerocampus dactyliophorus (ringed pipefish), 10281 nucleotides. Its product is annotated as kelch domain-containing protein 8B-like. Bases 537 to 1616 code for a protein of 359 amino acids. The record is from RefSeq and is a predicted model, not a curated record. The transcript has 7 exons. Gene Ontology annotation, molecular function: protein binding. Lineage: Eukaryota; Metazoa; Chordata; Actinopteri; Syngnathiformes; Syngnathidae.
GAAGAGGAUAGUAAUUGUUGGAUGCUGCCGCUUCACAGGAACCGAAUAUGGCCCGCUGCCCUCUCCAGAACAUGCCGUGACUAUCACAGUGCCUGUGGACUACGACGUGGUGGACCGCGACUACACUAUUGGAUCAUUUUUGAAAGGUUGGGCCUCAGCGAGGGACCUUCUUCAAAGCUCAGUGAGUCACACACUACACGAGUCCUUCAGGAUAUGGAGAUUUUGCCUAAUUAAGGCUUGUUUUUGGACAUCCAAAGAAGUCUUUUUGUUGCUCUUUUGGAUCAUCCUGUUGUGCUUUUUGUGGAAUUGAAGAGUUGAACCUGGAGAUAGCCUUUUUUCCUGUGGAGUACAUUCAAGUUCCAGUAAUCAGGAUCCACUGAAGGAAGGAGGGAGGCCAGAGAAGUGAUGGGAAGAUGACUGAGCUAAGAUAAAACACCAACAGCUGAAUGAAUAAAACAUUUGUAUAGGAGGAGUCGUGACAUCUGCCACAGGACCUGGUGUGUGAUGCUGUGUCCCUUCCUCUCGCUCCCGGAGACAUGCCCGUGCAGGAGAUGGCGGUGAGUCCUGUCAAGUCCCUCUACUGGGAGCAGUUUCCCCCCAUGUCCCAGCGUAGAGUCUACAGCACUCCCGUCUACCACGAGGGCCUGCUCUACGUGCUGGGGGGCUGCAGCGAGACCGGCACACCCCUGGACAGUGUGGAGGUCUUGGACGUGGAGAGCCAGACGUGGAGCCAGCUGCCGCCGCUGCCUACGGCUAGGGCUGGGGCCGCCGCCGUGGCACUGGGAGGGCAGGUUAUGGUGCUGGGGGGCAUGAAUCAACAACAGACCCCCUUGGCUUCAGUGGAAAUUUAUCACCCAGAUGAGGGCAAGUGGGAACCAAAGGCCAGCCUGGGACAGCCCUCCAUGGGUGUCACCACCGUGCAGAAAGAUGGCAAGGUGUACGCACUGGGAGGUAUGGGAGCAGACAUCACGCCACAGGCCAUUGUGAGAGUUUAUGAGGCAGAAAAGGACCAAUGGCAACCGCUGACCUCCAUGCCUACACCACGCUAUGGAGCCACACCCUUCGUAAAAGGAAACAAAAUCUACAUAAUGGGCGGUCGUCAGGGAAAGAUGCCGGUGACGGCACUGGAGGCGUUCGACCUGGAGAUGAAGAGCUGGACACGCUACCCCUGCAUCCCAAGCCGGAGGGCUUUUUCUUGCUGUGCUACAAAUGAGCGAAGCCUCUUUAGCCUGGGGGGGCUCCAGCAGCCGGGGCCGCACAACUUCUACUCCAGACCUCAUUUUGUCAGCACUAUGGAGGAGUAUGAUUUGGAUCAAGGUAUGUGGAUGAAGCCCAGUCGAAUGUCAAGGAUGCGGGAGAAGAGAGCUGACUUCGUGGCAGGAUGUCUAUGUGGACGGGUCAUUGUGGCUGGUGGUCUAGGCAAUGAACCCUCACCUUUGGGCUCCGUGGAGAGCUACAACCCAGUAAAGCGACGUUGGGAAUACGUGGCGCCCAUGCCCACUGCCCGCUGCUCGUCUGCGCUCCUGCAGACCCCCGACAUGCUUUUCGUCAUUGGUGGAGUGUCACAGGGGCCGAGCAAUGCCGUAGAAGCUCUCUGCUUACAAGAGACAGUGUGACAAUAACACAACAUCUGAUGAUUUAUUCAAUGUAGUUUGGAAACAAGCCAGAUGACAUGGAGCUAGAAAGUAUUCUCCACAUGUACUUUUCUAUCUUCAUGAUGGUACAGGCAUUUUGUUAAAGACACAAAAAGGCAUCUCUAGAUAUUUGCUGACAGAGCUGGAUUGACAAAUACAAAGACAGCUUGAAUUGUUGUGACUGACAAGAAGGAGAGACAGCUUGUCUUCUCUGCAGAAGAUGCACAAAAACGAGCAAAAAAAUACACACACUUACAGUGUACUAAAAAAAUCACAUGCCUUUGAACUGUUGAGCAUUUUUCAGAAUAAAAGCAGGGUAUUUUUGUGGAUAUUCUAAAAGGAACAUAGGGCCAUAUAUGUGUCACGCUCCCCUGCUGCUGCUGUGGCAUUGUUUUUCUAUAAUGCUGUUUUUUCUUAUGGUGGUUGAAGGAAUACUCUUGUUUUUGUUUGGAACUUAGCAUUGCUGAAGACCACAGUGUCAACAUCAGAGUCUGUCUACAGCCUGCUUGAGCAGCGGCGUAGCCUGGAUGACCAAUGCCCUUGGGCAAGGCAAGAAAAUGUAAGAAAGAUUACAACUUUUAAAAGUUUAUAAGCUGUUAUGUUUUGCGGCUCCAGACAAUUUUUCUGUAGUGGGCGAGAGGGCAAAAUGGCUCUUUUGAUCGUAAAAGUUGCCAACCCCUGCCUUAAACAGGAACUGCAUUUUUAAGAAAAUUGCAAAUGCAAAUAUAUAUAAUUUGCAAUGAUUCCGAGUACCACUGUACAUGCCUCACUAUAAGAAAGAAGAACCAGGUUAUUGGAGAUAAUUAAACAGUUAUAAUGAAAUAUGUAGUGGUAUAUCAUUACUAACUACACCUUUUAGUUGUUAAAAAAUUACUAAAAACAUUACAAGGUAUAAAGUAAUUUAUGGCUAUCUGCGGGUAAAAUUUUAACUUUCCAUUUUAACGUAUCUCUAAAUAUAUUUAACCGCUUCCCCUCAAGAAAAUAUACCCCAUUUUUAUGAAAACAUUCUGGUUGAUUUUAAGUAAAUUAACUCCUUUAUUUACCAAAUAGAUGAUGCAAGCACAGUUCUCAACUUAAAAAUGGCAAUUUAAAACCCACCCAUAACUGUGUAUUGGCCCAUUUCCCACUGGUUGGGAACCUCUGUGUUAAAGCAUCAAGGGGAAUAUACAGUGUGGCUUAAAUUAAUUUGUAAAUAUUAAAAAUUGGUGAAAAAUGUGUUCAAUUUAACAUAAGCAGACAGAUUUUUAAACCAGUCAUGAACCCUGCUACUAAUAACAGCCGCCAAGCAACACCACUGGACACUGCAAAAACUGAAAUCUAAACAGGAUUAAAUAAUCACGGAGCAUAUCAGAUAUAUUACUUUAAAAAAGCAAAAUAAUUACCAACUGAAUCACAAAUGUUGCUACAAUUAAACAACAUCAUUUCUGUGUUUUUUAGGCUGUAAGAGAAUAAUUAUAAGAGGGAUUUUAAUAGAAAUGUAGACUUUUUUUUCCGUCAUACACAUAGACCUAGAUGCACAGAAAACGUUUAUUUUGGGUAUGUCAUUUUUGAGCAUGAGUCUAAAAAAAAUUGUUUUGAACUGUUGCUUAGAUUUCUCAGAUUUUGCAGUGAACUAAAGUGUGUGACCUUCGACCACACUCACUGUGCUUCUCUUUGCUAGAAAAUCAAGCUGGCUGUGGUUGAAUUUGUUGUGCUACACCUUUAAAGUGUAGCACCCUUGAUCCUUUGUAAACACUAUCAACCAUCACUGCUGACAUGUUGUAUUUGUUCCCUUGGUUUUAAAGAACGACAGCAACACAGUGAAUUUAUUACCUCAGCUUGACACAUUUUGAAGUAGAAAUCAUCUCAAGGUGAUGCAACCUUUUGAAGCGUGAAAUUAGUUUGAACGAGGCAGUCGUUGCCAUUGUUCCUUGUUUAUGUACAGGAGUGCCCACCAUUGUGAUUGUUGCAUUGUCUCAUUUUUAUGUUUUUAGGAUGCAAUAUGUAGUACAUACGGAUACAGUUAGGGUGUGCUUACACUAGGCCUAUUGUACCACGCUUCACACCUUAAGUACGUCGCAUUUUGCUCGUGUGAACACGUUGAUCCAAUGUAUCCAAGUAUGGCACACUUAAUAUCCUGAAAGAAGGGGGCUGUGGCACGGCGCUAUUGCAAGACAUGCACAGACACGAAAUCGCUCCUCCCAAGUUCUCAAUAAUAACCGAUUAUUAUUAUAACAUUUCAUAAUAGAAAUAGGAUACAAAGACAAAAAAGUCAAACGCACCUGCGACUACAUUUGUAGGAGUAAUAAAGACGUGUUGUUUAGUUAAUGGUGAUCAUGCUUUUCCGGUUCUUAAUGAUAACACAUACGUUUCAGAAUAUAAAUCAAAUACAGACUCAAAAUAAUCCGUAAGUCAAACCCACGGGGUGCUUGCUUACCUGCAACUGUAUUCGUGUGCGUAAUAGACGUGCCAUUUCAUUAAUGUGAUUAAUCCCCGCCAGUUCUUAAUGAUAAAUGACACAUUUGACAACAGAAAUAAAAUACAAAGAGUCAAAAUAAACCAAAAGCCGUGGCACGAUUGCUGACUCACGGCUACAUUUGUGUGCGUAAUAAAGAUGUGCCAUUUCAUUCAUGCAAUUCAUCUUCACCAUUUUUUUCUGAUAAGCAACACAUUUUAUAAUAGAAUAGAAUAAAAAAUAACACAAAUAAUAAUGUGAGCGCGCCUCUCACUACUGGUAGUGUAAAUCCGAUGCUCCUACAGUUGUUCAAGUCGCAUACUGUCGAGCCGACCUAUACGUUAUCCAAAGGUGUGUAUUGCGAUGUGAGAUUUGGGGAAAGGCAAGCAAAAGUUCUUCUUGUCAUCUGAAAAUUAUUUUAAAAAUUUGUGUCCAUGAAGCAACUCACGUAAUUGUCCCACAACUCCUGGCUGCAACGCCUUACCCACAUGCUCCUUGGAACGUCUCAGUAAGUUCUCUACAAACUGCCACUGCCAAAAGCUUUAUCCUCUUUCUUCUUCAUCUCCUUUGUAAAAAAUAAUUUGGUUAAGAAAUUGUUGACUCCGGUUGCACACAAUCCUUGAAACUGCCACAAAUGCGCCAGGACUGAGACAUUGUGGCCAAUGUCUCAGUUAGGGCCAUGUGACAUUGUGUUUUUGUGUGUUUUGUUAAUGUGAACAACUACAUAAAAAGAUUGAAGUUUAACUAAGCAAACUGAAUUGGUCAUCAUACCCUGCAGUGUGGAUGUAGCCUUAGUGCGGUGCUUCUCAGUUAUUUUCUUUCAUGCCCCCACUAGGGGGCAGAAAUGUUUUACGGCCCCCCCUCCAACUUGAAACAUUGUUAAGAAACUGAUAUCUAUUUAUUCAUUUGUACUGUACAAACUGAACUCGAAACUGAAAUGCAACAAAAUGGAGAGCAGUGAAGCAUCCAAGCGUAUUUAAGUGUCAAAUUGCAUGCUGAGUACGACAAAUUCAUACAUGUUGGCAGGUCUGCACUAAUAUUGAAGGUCCUCUCUGGCUGUCACGCUCCCUCUGACAAUUCACCCCCCCUCCCCACCCACUAUUUGAGAAGCACUGCCUUAGUGUCAAUGUGCCCAUACGUACUUUAGGGAGAUGAGAGGCUGGUGCAGCUCAGAUAGAAUGCCAAUUGGUUAUUUUUGGUUCUCCAUGAUGUGCACCCUUUUGAUUGUGUUAGUAUUUAUUAUUAGACCAGCCAUCUGGAGGUUGUGCAGUGUCCUCCUCUGCUCAAAAUAAUCCCUCAAAAGAAUUGUACAGCCAUACAAGGUGGUCCUGGUUCUUUCAUUCUGUGUGUGUGUGUGUGUGUGUGUGUGUGUGUGUGUGUAUUUUUUUUUAAAAGCCACAGUGGCUCCAUGUUCCAUCCAUGUGGGGUUACUUUCACCAUUGAAGUAGAACCAUGUUCUUAGCCAGUGGAGGAUAAGAGAGAGCUUCAGGAUGAUUCAUUGGUAGCAGGUUGAUAGACGGCAAUUACAUGCUGGAGCGUUUAAGCAGGCCAUGAGAGGAUGAUGGUGCGCACAAGGCAGCAUCUACGUGUAUGUAAAUAGAGACUCAGGAUGAAAGACAGCUGAGGUGGCUUGGGCAUCUAGUCCGGAUGCCUCCCGGAUGCCUCCCUGGUGAGGUGUUUCGGGCAUGCCCAGCCGGGAGAAGGCCCCGGGGAAGACCUAGGACACGCUGGAGGGAUUAUGUCUCACAGCUGGCCUGGGAACGCCUUGGUGUCCUCCCAAGGAGCUGGAGGAGGUGGUCGGGGACCAGGAAGUCUGGGCUUCCCUACUGAGCCUGCUGCCCCCGCGACCCGGACCCGGAUAAGCGGAGGAAAAUGGAAUGGAAUGGAAUGAAAGACAAACUGACUCCCAUGACAGGAACUUCAGUAUACAUUUAGAGUUAGUGACAUUAUAUUAGUGUUGAUUACUCAAAAAACUACUAUUAUUUAUAACAAGGAGUUCAACCUGGGAGAAGUACGCACACAUUACAUAUUGGUGAAGAUCCAAAGUGUGGAUUCAGGAUUAUUCGUUGCUUCAUCAAUUACAUUACUUUUUAUCAUUCAGUAAUAAUUAUGUCUUUUUAAAUUUUUUGCAUAUGAGUAAAUAAUUCAACCCCGUUUUCCUCCUUUUUUUUUACUAAGCCAUAGCAGCAUCACUGCAAAGGCUUAAGUGGAAUUAUUUUCUUAGUUAGUAUUUAUUUAUAAUUAAAAAUAAUUACAUUUUAUUUAACAAUAAUAUAUUUAUUUAAUCAUAAAUGUAUUAGGAACAUGAUACAGAGUAAAUUUACAAAUGAUUUGUUUUUCUACCCCCCAAAAAUGUAACUCGAAUAGCAUUACCGCCACCUACAGGACUGAAGUGAAACUAUUUACAAGUACACUAGAAUGAUUUGUUCAUUUAUUUAUGAAUGUAUUGGCAGGUUAACAAGUCAUUCAGCAAAUUAUUUAUUUAGAAUUGUUUGUGGCAAUUUAGGACACAUUAAUUGUUAAAUGCUAAAUUUUUUUUUUUUUAACUCUUUACUAAUUUUGCAUUAUUUAUAAUUGCAAUCAAAUAUUGAUUAAAAUAUACAGUAAAUAUUUAUGACAAAUUGACUAUUUUUUUUUUUUUGCCUUAUUGUUUUUUUUCCCUUUGUUAACAUUACUGCCACCCACAGCACACACACACACACACACACACCUUACCACUCUUGUAAAGAUAUUGAGUGGACAAGCAGUAGCUUUGCGUUAAGGUGAUGCAUUGCAGCAGGUGGGGGCGGGGCACCAAUGUGAUUUUUUUUUGCAUGGGGCCCAGCAUUUCUGGUCCCUGCAUUGCAGCAAAAGGUUCCCCAGCAUAUCAUCAUAUCAUUACCGACACCAAACAGUCAGGUCCCAACUAAAAAGGACACACGGAAGAUGUUGAUGCGUGUGUGCUGUAUCUGCAUCAGCAUUUGUGGCUGUGCUGUGUUAUUCUUUCAUUUAUUUUUUGCACAUUUAUGUGUUUGUGUUGGGAAAGUUCAGUAAAGACAGUUCAACAGCUGCAGGUAGCAUCAAUAUGUUCCUCGAACGUUAGUAUUUCUUUGUGCUUUUUCGGUAAAAAAAAAAAAAAAAAAAAAGACCAUGACUUUGAAAGAUGAGAAUGUUUUUUUUUUGCUUUUGUGUUAUUUUGUGUUGUGGAUUCAGGUUAUGAGGUGGCACAUUUGCUGUGCUGUUGUUCAGAUGUGAGCUCCUGCUUUCCAAAGUGCUUAAUUCACGAGGGGGUGUGACGUACGCGAUAAUCUCGGUUUGAUAGUCUCUCGGUUUCAAGGUCACAGUUUGGUUCAUUUUGGGUACUUGAAAAGAACAACAUGCAAAACAUAAAACUGCUUUUUGUGUAAAUUAUUCUGUGUACUAUAUAUAUAUAUAUAUAUAUAUAUAUAGUACACAGAAUAAUUUACACAAAAAGCAGUUUUAUAUAUAUAUAUAUAUAUAGUACACAGAAUAUCAAUGUAAUGCAGAUCAUUGUGCUGCAACACAAAUUAAUAGUGAAUUAAGCUUAUUUUUAGAAUAUGCCGGGCACAUUUUCGGCCUUGAACUUGUGUUUUUUUUUUUUUAUUGGCCCUUGCCAAGUGCAACAGUAGCACUUUCAACAGUCUGUAAUUAAUUUUUUUUGUAAAGUUCCUUAUUGGCUGGAGUGCAGCAUUAAUAAUUCCAGUUUGUAGCCCUGCGACUUAUCUCUACUGGACAAGGGCGGCACGCUGCCUUCAUCCUAUCCACCUGUCUUUGUCCAUUUUAAGAAUUUCAGGCCAAUUGUUCAAAACUGGAAGACUUCAAAGAUGGAAGAGGAUUUUCAAGCUCUGGCUUCUCCUUGGCACUAACUACCACUUGCUUACAAAGUAGAGACAUGACUUACAUGAGACAAACAUGAGAUUUCCUGUGCCUCACUUCUAAUGUGUUCUAUGUGGUAUGCCUCUGUACCGUACUAAAAAAAUCUGAUAAUACAUACAUGUACCGAUACACCCCUAUAUCAUUUUCAAGACGUUUUGAUGCAUUUUGUGAAACAAGAGCAAAGAGUUCUCCUAUUGUGAUUUAUUUCUCGUGCUGUACUGUGCUCUUUCUACAGUGAUGAACAUGAUGGGUAAUUGCUUUCUGCACUCAGUGAAGUGUUGCUUUGUGUGUGUGUGUGUGCGUGCGUGCGUGCAAAAGUGAUUACUGCACUGGAUGGAGUGCUCCAAAAAUGAUGUAGGACAUGUUGGGAAGUGAGACCAUUCUAGUAGUAUUGCUUAUGUUAAAAUGCUUUACUGCCCAUGUACUGUGUAUUAUACUAAUGAUCUUUAGUCAUACUGUAGUUAGUACAUGGAAUAUUGAGUGAUACUAGUACCUUCACCUUCAAGAGUUAUUUAUAAAUGCCCACGCAAUGCUCAAAAUGCUAUAUUUUGUUAGAAUAUAUUCAAUAUUGCGGUUAUGGAUUUUUGUUUUCAUAUAUUCUUAAAAUACUAAUACUUAUUAGAAUACUAAUAAUUAUUAGACUGUAUUGACCCAAAUAUGAAGAAAAAAGUAUGACAAUGACAGGUUGUCGUAUAUUCGGAGUAAAAAGAUUUGUCUUUAAUUUUUUAAAAUGCAAAUAGGGUUUGUCUUAUAUUUUGGUCAGUACGGUACAUUAAAAAAGUUUGAUCAAAUUACACCCAAAAUAGGUCAUUUUUGUGCUAAUUGCAGUGUUUGCUUCUUGUUUAUGAAAUCCAACUAAAUUUUUCUGAGACUAAAUACCUAUAAAAAACUGUGCCAACUUAAAAAUGUUGCUUUUCAUCAUACUUUGGUCAUUGCAACAUAAGUCAACCCGACACUUUUCCACUUUUUUGAUGUAGUAUCAGAGCCAUAACAGAGGUAGAAUUACACCUAUAUGUAAGGGCAUCGCGGCAAACAGGGACCAGAGCAGUAAAUUCUUCCACCAAUUGUGUUGAAUGUGAUUGCCGCUGUCUGACAAGUACAGUGUGUCCCAAACAAUCAAAAAUAAUCAAAAAUCAAAAAAUAAUUUCUUUUUAUAAUAAUAAUGCUAAUCCUAUGAUGUGUAGGUGUUUGCUGUAACAGAUGAAUGUGAAACUACAUUGUGUUGAAUACAACGUGUAAAGGCUGUGUAUUUAAAGACAGCAGUUGACUUUCUACUGUAGUGUAGAAAAUAUACGCUCUCUGUUUCAUCAGUCAGUUUGUCACUCAGGUUGAUGAUGAUGAUGAUGUGUAUAGUCAGCCAGUGGCAGGCUUUGGUUGUCCCAGCAGUGCAGUAGUUCAGUGCCUAUGCUAAAUGUGAGGUAGUGCCUCCAGUCUGACUCCUGUUCUAUAGUAAUAAAAUAUUUUGACUCGCCGUUUAAAGCCUUGUUUUAUUUGUUUCCUGUCUGUGUUAAUUGAAAAAAAACAUUUCAAAAGUGUGCAGUAUAGAAUUCUGUGAUGAGCUCAUUUACACCCCAUCCAUAAUAGAUGAAGCUGACAUCAAAACGCAACAGAACAAAAAGCCUUUUCACAUCACUUUGAUUUUGGAGUCAAAGAUGAACCACACUUUCCUUUUCACACUCGUUUAACGUGUCAUUUGCAACAUACAGGGUUCAGGGAAUUCAUUGUGAAAACGUUGUGAUAUUUUUAACAGAAACAAAAAAAGCCCUCUGUGGAUCACUACCUUAUUGUGGAGGAGGUGUUUGAGUGCCCUAGGAGCUAUGUUUUCUAGGGCUAUAGGCCCCUGGUUGGGUCUUCCAAGGCAAACAGGUCCUAGGUGACGGGACAAACCAAGAGUAAUUCAGAGGACCCUAUGAACAAACACAAGAGGAGGGAUACUUGGGAUACUUGGACUUGGGAUACCGGGGCAUCACCCUGGAGCCAGGCCCGGGGAAGGGGCUUGCAGGCGAGCGCCUCGGGGUCGGGCCUUCACUCGUGGGGCCUGGCCAGGCCCAGCCAAAAGAAGCCACACGGGAUCUCCCCCCCGUAGACCCACCACUUGUGCAAUGUUUUUGGGUGGCGGUCAAGGGCCAUCGCCUGAGUGACCUAGUCUUCGGCGACCAAAUCUGGUUGUUGGGACAUGGAAUGUCACUUCUUUGGUGGGGAAGGAGCCCAAACUUCUGCGAGAAGUUAGACAUUCCAACUAGACUUUUUUUUUCAAAAUGGCGCCGCUUGAGUGGCUGCCAGUUACAGCAGCUCUGUACAAUACAAUACAAUAGACAUAGUCGGACUGACCUUGAC